AUGGCAAGAUCCGAGCUCAAGCGAUGUGGUGCCGUUUUUGCCAUGUCUUUGAGAAUUUGGACGAGCUUGGUGCUGCUUUGGUACAGUCAAGGCCACAAGAGCCAACUCAGACCUGGUGCACUUGAUCCACCCGCGCAAUGCCUCGGCUGUGAUUCAAAUGCAAUGCUUCAGACAGAGAGAUGGCGGCGCGAAGGGAACGACAGAGGAGGCGGCAACGACGAAGCCCGGUGUCUCAUCAGCGCAGCUUCGAGACAUAUGAUUCUUCCAAGCUGCACUGGAGACAACAUCACGAAUUUCCAGUCAAGUGAUGGAUCGGAUCUGCGACACUACGCGUAUCCAGCCCAGCUGAGACUCUCGGAUGUCCUGUGGGUCCAUUUGCCUGGAUCCAUGGAUGCAUCGCUGGACUCAUCGGAGUUGAUGGGCUCUCGACCCAAGAUCCAUCGGAUCGUUUUGUCCUAUGACAACGUGGUUGCCGUGGAAAGCGAGUACUGCUUGAAGCCGGAGGUCGCCUCCCUGGUGGAGUACAUCGAGUCAGAUGUCAAUGAAACUAAGAAUGAAUGCUGGUGGGCUGUGCGCUACCAAAUCGUCACCGGCCGGGUCUGGAAGAGUAGUAAUUCCAACGCGACCAUUCGAGAUGCCAUCGACACCAUCCGCAUCGGUGAUGGCUUCCACCUUGGAACCGAUGGUAUUGAGAAUCGGCUUCUGAGGCUGCUGCGGUACUUGCACUUCCGGAAGCCCCGAGAGUUCUGGGACCGAUUUCUGAAGCAUGGAGCUGUGGACUGGAGCAGGAUCAUUUUCUCAGGGAUAGCUUGCGCAGAGCCUGGCGAGAAGAAACCUUUGUAUGGGCAGGGCGGCGUCUGCUAUUUAAGCAUCCUGCUGGUGACCCAGCAGUCGGCUGUGUGUCACAGCCAGGGAGGCGGUCACGCAGCGAUGCUCAGCUUCUUGCAUCCGCUGCGCCGCGUGUUUUUCCUCAGCUCUCCUUGCGACGUGUCCUCCUGGACGACUGGAAAGUAUUGCGAUGGCGCUCAGACUGCCACACCCUGCACAGCCGCUGCGAAGCCUAUUGAAGGUUACUACGGCAUGGUGCAAGCACAUGAGAUAGACAUUUGCAACUUGGUGUAUUCUAAACUUCCCUAG
Molecule: messenger RNA, 1137 nt
Organism: Effrenium voratum
Lineage: Eukaryota; Dinophyceae; Suessiales; Symbiodiniaceae
Source: the annotation of a GenBank genome assembly